AGAAAGAGUAGACAUUCCCUGAACCUAGCAUCUGUUGGCAUCUACAGAGCAGUUUGAUGCAUUAGAGGUGGGCCCUUGGGAGAAGGAGUAACAGUGUGCUUCUAUUUUUGCAUGAAAUCAGGCUCGGCAGAGGGCAUGAUGAUGCAUGAGUAUCGGUGUGUAUCUGCUUUCUCACUGUCAUUUCCUCAGUUAGGAGAGAGGCAGAGGAGGGCAGUAACCAAAGGGAUGCAAACAGCCCUCCUCAUUACCUGCUAGGGCAGGGGGGAUCUUUCUUCAUGCACUCUCUACAGACAGACAGACAGCUGCCAGCCAGUGGUGUAACUCAUGCUGCUGCUGCUCUUUGCAGGGACACGACUCUGUUGGAGCUGCUUGGCUCCAUUUGGCAUUUUUCUUUAUAGCUGAACAUCACAUGACAAUGCAGCUGAUUCACUGCACCAGGCUGGGGUAAGGACUGCAAUUGUGCCCUCUCAGGGGACGAAGUGGGAAUACAGGAGUGUGAACCUAGCUCUGCUCCCAGCCUGACUUUUGGGACUUGAAAGAGGGGGAUGUGCUGUUUUACAUAUUCACGCAUACACCCUUAGCUUCAGCACUGAAGCUUGCAAGUAUUUUAGGUCAGAGCUGGUGUAACCAGCCUGAAGCAAUGCUGCAUCGUGCAGUAGUCUUGACAAUUUUUUCAACUAAAUGUGCUUGAAUCUAGUCAUUUUCCUGAUGGCUCAUCUCCAAGAAAAUGAUGUCGAUCAUUUGGUAGGUUUCAGGGUUGGAUGUGAGUCAGCUCUGAGUCAGGCAGCAGCUUUAGCUUCAUGAAGUGCUGGUCCUCCUGUGCUGGCACAACCUGUGGGGCCACAGCUCUGCAACAGACACUGCUCCUGAGCCUCCCCAACAGCAGCACGUGGGAACUUAAGCAUGGGGCACUCACAAAGCAAAGGGGCAAUUCCACAGCCCCACACUUUUGGCUGUUGACCUGCUCAGCACUGUCGACCUCUGAAGAUGUCAGGGUGUGUAAAUGAUGCUGGUGGCAGGCAGGGAGAAGGAGAUGGGGACCUGUCUUGCUCCCUGCAGAGGUGCCCAUCUGACCAGGGUGUGGGCACAGCGUGUCACUGCUGCACAAACAACUUCCCUCCCCAGAGCCAGAAGGAAACAAGGAAAGAGCUUUGUCCAGAGCCCUCUGUCCCUGGCAGGUUGUUUCUGUUUAUAUUGACAUUUUUAAUAAGUAGGGUGGUGUCCCAGUUCUCAGGGAGUGGAGAGAAAAGCCAGACACAGCCUUGAUGGCAAGCAGCCACUGUGUGUGUUGUGCAAAGCAGCGUGACUGACGGGUUCCUCGCUCUCUCUUUGUCUUUCUCUCCCCUUGCACGGUGUGAUUGAAGCAACGCCCCGUGAAACAGUCCCUGAGCGCUUGCAUGUGCCGAGAGUCCCACUGGAAAUGCCUUCUCCUCUCCAUCCUCAUGUAUGGCUGCCUGGGUGCAGUGGCCUGGUGUCAGCUGGCCAGAGUCACCAAGCUCAGCUUCGAUAGCUCCUUCAAGGGCAAGUCUAUGAUCUACCAUGACAGCCCGUGCUCGGACGGCUACGUUUAUAUCCCGCUGGCCUUCCUCUCCAUGCUGUACGUGGUGUACCUGGUGGAGUGCUGGCACUGCCACGUCAAGAGGGAGCUGCAGUACAAGGCAGAUGUGGACAGUGUGUAUGAGUGCAUCAACCGCAUGCAGCAAGCCACUCCGUGCAUCUGGUGGAAGGCCAUCAGCUACCACUUUGUACGGCGAACCCGGCAGGUGACCCGGUACCGCAACGGCGAUGCCUACACCACCACACAGGUCUACCACGAGAGGGUCAACACACACGUGGCUGAAGCUGAGUUUGACUACUCUCACUGUGGAUACAAGGACAUCUCCAAGGAGCUCCUGGGCUUGGAGAGCUACACAGCCACCAAGCUGAGGUUCACCAAGUGCUUCAGCUUUGCCAACAUUGAGUCUGAGAACUCUUACCUGACUCAGAGAGCUCAUUUCUUCACAGAGAUCGAGGGGCUAGAUGACUACAUGGAGGUGAGGGAAGGAAUGCAGCUCAAAAAUGUGGAUUUUAAAGAGCUUAUGAUGGCCUACGGAGACCCGGAUCACCUCCCGUGGUACGUGUCCCAUUAUGCUUUCUGGGUGGCGGCUAUCCUGAUGAUCUCGUGGCCACUCAGGGUACUCAUAGAGUAUCGGACUGCUUAUGUCCAUUACCACGUGGAGAAGCUGCUGGGCCUGGAGUACACGGCGCCCACGACGGCGGAGGAGCCCUUGUACCGGUACCGCAUGCCCCGGGACAGCACGCAGGACAGCACCGAGCUGGAGUGGCACAUCUGCACCAACCGGCAGCUGAUCCCCAGCUACUCGGAGGCCAUGCUCAUGGACCUGGCCAGCUCCCCGGCCUACAACAGCUACACGGUGUGUCACUACGGCCAAACGGCCCACGGCUGUGAGCGCUGCAACCGUGCCUCCAGCACCUCCUCCAUCUUCUCACGCCACGCUUUCCACAGCUGCAGCGGCAACUCCCGCCUCUCCCUCAACACCAGCCGCUUCUCCCUCUGCCGCAUCCACGGCUCCCACAGGACAGGCCUCUGGAGGAGCCGCAGCAGCAGCAUUGCAGACCGGGGCUGCCAGGAUGAGCAGUGCUGCUCCUACUCCAGCCAGCUGGCUGUCAACGAGAACCCCCCCACCUACCACGAUGCCCGAUUCUUCCCUGUCCUGAUCGUGCACAGGCCGGAGGGGCAGGACAGGAGGCAUUUCUACAUCAGGCGUUCCUCCUGCCUAGAAACCUCUCUGUGACGGGCCUCCAUGGUCACUUGGCUCCUCUGCUCUGGGACAGGGAUUGCAGAGGUGACACCCGUGGGGAGCCUGCAAGUGGCAGUCUCAACAGCAGGUCAGCAGGACGAGUUUCAGCUCUUCCCCCUGCCAUUGCAAGAGGACAGAGACUCUGACCAAUACCUAACCUCAUUUCCAAGAUUUUCUCCCCCUCCACCUGAUCUCCCAUGUCUUUCAUUCCGCAUUACUCUCACUCUUUCACUCCUCACCCUUCCUCUGCUCCUUGGUUCCCUGCCUCUCCUCCCAGCCCACCCUCAUUCUUUUUUUUUGCAUUUCAGUCACAGCAUUUGAUUGUUGUGGCUGCUGGAGGAUUUUAAAUUCUUGUGCUUUGCCAGUACAUUUGCCCUCCUGGAUGCUUUGCAAGGUAAGAACCUUAGAUAGAGCAAGGCACAAGGCACACAGCCAGCCAGAGUCAAGUCAGAAGGAGAAUUCAGAUCUGCAGGUGCUGAGUCACCUCCUGCAAACCCCAAACGAGGUGCUUUUUAAAAAUUUUAUUUUUCCCAAUCUUUUUUUCCUCUUCCUUUGUCAUUCCUUCUCUCCUUUAUUUAUGUUCUUCUCCUCUCGCUUUACCCUCAUCUUCCCUCUUUUUCAGUUCUCUCACUUCUGCUUUAUAGUUUUUCUGGGAUUUUGCCAGUAAGGAUCUCUUUCGGGGUGUAAUUUUCUUCCAUUGGGCAAAAGUAAGGUUUUCAUGGCACAAAUGUCACUGACUGCUCACACAGCCACAAAUGAAGCCCCUGAGAAGUGCUGAGGACUUUCUUUCAGGAGCAGUGAGGUACACUGAUAUAGCAAAAUGCCCUUUACUCACACUGCCCUGCCUGGUCUGCAGCAGAGACGCUGCUGCAUUUCCAGCUGUAGUUUACCUUGUCCAGCUCCACCCCUGAUAGCAAUCCUCGAGAGCCAUAAUGUAGAUUAGUGCCCUGUUAAUGCCACUAUUUUUAGGACAGUAGGCCUGGUUUGUGGUUGUUUCAUUCCUUCGACUUGAGUGCAGCAGCACAGGCUUGACAAGGGGAGAGGGGCUGGAGAGGGAAAGGUAAAUAUGGUAUUAACCCUCCCACAGAGAGUCUGGAGCUGUUAGGAAGCUCUUCCACCCACAGUGUCUAUUACAGCAGUUGUAGGACUGCCUACAUUACCUUUCAGCUUUCUGUGUGCCCUGAGGAGGGCUUUUGGCUUUAGCCCACUUCACUUUCCCAGGCGAGAUGUGGUGCCACCCCAGCCCCAGGCAGAGGGCACAGCUGGGAGCCAGCCCCACUGGCCACUCCUGCUGGGGCUCCAAGCUCUUCCUGCAAGGCUUCCCCUGGAGCAGGUGUAGCACCUUCCAGAAUUAGUGCCAGCCUCUCCAAAUCCACA
Messenger RNA from Haemorhous mexicanus (house finch), 4178 nucleotides. RefSeq names its product transmembrane protein 151B-like. The record is from RefSeq and is a predicted model, not a curated record. Bases 1398 to 2795 code for a protein of 465 amino acids. The transcript has a single exon. NCBI's taxonomy places the organism in Eukaryota, Metazoa, Chordata, Aves, Passeriformes, Fringillidae.